AUGACCGGAAUCACUACCCGCGCACGCGCCAGGGAGGCCGCCGCGUUCUUGGACCUGAGACUGGGACAGUUGAACGUUUCAUCUCCGGAUGAAGUGCGCAGAGCGGCGUACCUGUGCACCUGUUGUCCGCGUUACGCUCUCGACAUCGACUCUCUUGAAGUGAACCUCGCGCCGAAGGAGCUCAACAGCAUCAUCGGGCAUCUGCGUCACAUUGUUCGGCGCGCCGUCAACCUCUCCAAUCUAACCUUCGCUGUGGAGUGCCUUACCGCGACUGCUGAGGCUCGUAUCUUCCGCGGUCUACAAAUCCAGAGGCUCUACACGAUGUCGAUCCCUCCAUCUUCGUAUGCCACAAUGAGGCAACAUGGCCGGGAGCUACCGGACGGUCCCCACCUACCUCCCAUCCAUCUUGAUUCCAUUGCCGGGCCCGUUUCCUACGUUGCGGAUGCACUAUCUCGCUGUAAUAACCCCUUUCCGGAGAUCGGGCUCACGGACGAUAUCCACUCUACGGCAUUGACGAGGCUCCGAGGAUAUUCGGUCAACUUCGAUAUCAGAAAGCUCACGAUCGACCUCUCGCCAUAUGAGUGCUCUGCUGCGCGAGACCUGCCUGAGUGCUUUCCACAACUUCAAUGCUUCAAUAUCACGGAAAAGUCCACCUGCGUCUUCAAUUGGAUGGAUGACGUAACGUGGCGAGUUAUAUUGUAUUCGUGGAACAGAUUGAGGCGGGUCAAGAUCACCGUCUCCUCGCGUCCGUCUAUCAUUGUCGCAAGGCAUUGGUUUCAAGGAACAGCACACGAUCACCCGACCUUGAUAGACGUAGAGGUGGCGACGUCGAACGGAUUGAUGGUGACGUGGUUUCAUGUAGCCUUACUCAAAUCCAUGGUAGCGGGCGGCAGCGCUUCGAGGAAAAAGGGCAGGCAGGUCGCCGGGGCCUGUGGGCCAGCCUCUACAACGACGACGGUGGUUGAACAGUCCUUGCUGCGGCAAAAAGCGAAUCCCGCGCUGGAUGUUGGGCGGCCUUCCUGGAUUAUGACAGUCCGUAUCAGACAAAAUUGUCGACGCUUCUGCUUUGGUUUUCUGAACUUCAACAUUCGAAUCCGACCUCGUGAUAUCCUCGGCCAUGGCAAGCUCCCAACACAUGCCGUACAUCUGCGAAGGACGACGCAGACGCAAGGAAGCCGCUACCGGCGCGAGCUGCUUUGA
Messenger RNA from Schizophyllum commune H4-8, 1200 nucleotides. RefSeq lists its product as uncharacterized. The transcript is spliced from 10 exons. Lineage: Eukaryota; Fungi; Basidiomycota; Agaricomycetes; Agaricales; Schizophyllaceae. The record is from RefSeq and is a predicted model, not a curated record. Bases 1 to 1200 code for a protein of 399 amino acids.